Messenger RNA from Polistes dominula (European paper wasp), 2180 nucleotides. RefSeq names its product cytochrome P450 9e2. Lineage: Eukaryota; Metazoa; Arthropoda; Insecta; Hymenoptera; Vespidae. The record is from RefSeq and is a predicted model, not a curated record. Gene Ontology annotation, molecular function: oxidoreductase activity, acting on paired donors, with incorporation or reduction of molecular oxygen; heme binding; monooxygenase activity.
CAUAUUCUGCUGCUUAUCGUUGAAACUGUUCAGUAGUUUAUUCGACGUUCGUCACGAUGGAGUUGUCUUUUUUACCAUCAUCCAGUUUUACAAUACUUUUAACAACUCUGAUCACGAUAAUCGUGAUCAAAGUGAUAUCAUUAUUUUAUUAUCAAUAUACAUAUUGGAAGAAGCAAGGUGUACCAACUGCAUUAAAUUAUCCUUUUUUCGGAAUCAAUUGGAAAAUAUUUUUUGGUAAAACAUCAUUCGUUGACUUUUGUAAAAUAAUGUAUAGAGAAGUGCCAGAAGCGAAAUACAUUGGUAGUAUGGAUUUUGCAUUACCAAUUUUAAUAAUAAAAGAUCCAGAAUUAUUGAAGGAUAUUACGGUGAAACAAUUUGAUCAUUUUCCCGAUCAUCGUGCAUUCGUUGACGAAACGAUUGAUCCGGUUUUUGGUAAAAAUGUAUUCUCUUUGCGUGGCGAACGUUGGAAGGAAAUGAGAAACACUUUAAGUCCAUCCUUUACUGCUAGCAAAAUGAGAUUUAUGUUAGAGCUCGUGUCAAAGUGUUCAAACGAAUUCGUUAAUUAUUUCGUGGAACAUCCGGAAGCUGCUAAGGAAGUUGAGAUGAAGGAUGCUUUUACGAGAUAUACCAAUGACGUGAUAGCCACUGUAGCAUUUGGUAUUUCGGUUAAUUCUAUGAAAGACAGGAACAAUAUAUUUUUUCAUAAAGGCGUUGAAGCUACGAAAUUUGAUGGUCUAUGGAAUAUAAUCAAGUUUACCUUGUUACGCAUAUGUCCUGGAUUAAUGAAAUUAUUGAGAAUUGGUUUCUUAACUCAAUCGACAUCACAAUUUUUCAAUGAUAUCAUACGGGAGACUGUUAAGGCACGAGACGAACAAGGUAUCAUAAGACCAGACAUGAUUCAUCUGUUGAUGCAAGCCAGAGACAAGGAAUCAAGCAAUUUGGAUAUACAAGAUAUCGUAGCACAAGCUUUUAUAUUCUUUUUGGCCGGUUUCGAUACAUCCUCGACAUUGAUGUGUUUUAUGGUUUAUGAAUUAUCGUUACAUCAAGAUAUUCAAAAAAGAUUACGCGAGGAAAUUGACGAAGCAUUGUUACGUACCAACGGUGAAUUUAAUUACGAGGAUCUUUCUAAAUUGACGUAUAUGGAUAUGAUUAUAAACGAAACAUUAAGAAAAUAUCCACCAGCUGUUUUUAUGGAUAGACUAUGUGCCAAACGUACGGUCAUUCCACCUUCAUUACCAGAUGGCAAAGAAAUCGUCAUCGAACCUGAGACAACACUUUGGAUACCAUGUUAUGGUUUUCAUCACGAUCCCAAAUAUUUUCUUAAUCCAGACAAAUUUGAUCCGGAAAGAUUUAACGAUGAGAACAAACACAAUAUCAAUCCUUAUACAUUUUUCCCAUUUGGUUUAGGUCCUAGAAAAUGUAUUGGCGAACGUUUUGCAUUAAUGGAAACUAAAGUAGUCAUAAUUAAUAUUCUUCAAAAAUUUAUCAUCAAACGUACAAGUAAAACCGUUGAUCCUGUUGAAUUUGAUAACAAGUCGUUCAAUUUAAGGAUCAAAGGUGGAUUUUGGAUUAAUUUGGAAUUAAGACAAGAUUUAUGAUCAAAUAUAUAUGAACGAGAUGUGAUGAAUAUUGUGAUAAGAUUUUUGUUCUCUUCAAAUUAACGUUUAACAUUUAAUCACGUAAAUAUCUUUGAUUAUUAUUCAUCAUACGAAUUAUUUUAAUCGUUGUUGAUGAGAGUUAUGAGCCGUUCAGUGCACCACAUCGAUUAACUUCAUGAAACAAAAAAUUGAGAAAUGCGAUUGAAAUGAUUUAUGGUAUAUUGUUCUUUUAAAUUUCUUUCAAUGGGCCAACAAAUAUUGUCAUUUAAAUGAUGUUAAUCUUAAUUGUUCAGGAAAGUUAUUAUAAAUAUAAAAAGUUAUGACGACAAUACCAAGUGUUUUGACACUUAAAUUAAAGAUUUUUCACAAAGUGAAUAAAAUAUAAUCAUCGAUGUGUGCACUGAUGAACGACUUAUAUAUAAAUAAAUAAAUAAUAUUUUGUUCAAAAUUAAAAUCGAUUUAUCAUAUCGUGUGAAUGAAACGAGAUUCUACCCAAUCGAUAAAUAGCAUUAUACGUUAAUCUAAUUUUUUGAUAUUUUUCAAUCGUACGCGUAAAGCCAUAAGCACUAUCGUAGCUUGAAU